CCAUAGAAGAAGAAUUGACGCUUAGUUGGCCACCCGUGUUAGCAUCACCUACUCUGAGCUAGUUGUUUGCUAAGUGUGUGAAGACACAAAACAGACAAAUUUGUCACCUCAACCGGCCAUUGAGCUCCUUGCUUUGGGUUUUUGGGGCUCGGGUAAAAUGUCUUCUUGGCCAACUGCUUGCAAUGUUUCCCGGCGGCAGCAGGGUAACCCAAAUGGGAGCGUUCAGCCUUUGAGAUUGUUCCGGAGAAGUGCGCCGUACCCAAGCAGGGAAGAGAGGAACGAAGAUCUCAAGGAUGCCCUGGAAAGUUACAAAGAAUUGGAACAGAAGCAACACUACACUGGCAGUGUCAAGUAUGAUGGUGCAAAGCAUCAACCCAAUGCUAAGCCCGAGAACACUUCCGCAGACAGACGGAAAACCUUGUAUCAGAAAUUCUACAGGCAAGUGCAAGACGAUCACACAGCUGCUGACUGUGUGAUCAUAUCAGUGGCCAACCAGUGUCUGGAUUACCCCAAAUCGCUAAACCAGUGCUUGCAGGAGCGUGGCCUGUCGGUGGAAAUGCUCUAUCUGCAGGCGGAGUCAGACCUGACGCAAGCCCUGCAGGAUGUCCGAGGUGUUGGCUCCCCGUUAUGUAUUCUGGUGGAGCAGAAAAAUGUAGCUCUGUCCUCCUGCACAGUUAUCAUUUUCUCAGAGCCCCUCAAAAUCCACCGCAACAUGCCCAAAGAGCAGGCCAUGGAUUUUGUCCAAACGGAGCACAGGCGCGGAGUCGGUAAGGAACGGAAACAAAGGGACCCCGCAGAUAUUGCAUCACAGGCCUCGCAGUUGCUCGGGGAAUUUCUGGAUCGGGAAAAGAUAGAGCGCCACCUGGUUCCCUCGGACACACGUCAGUCCCUCCAGCUGCUGGCCGAGGGCGUGCACAUUUACGCUGAGGAAUUGGAAGCCAUUUUGGCGUUCGUCAACGCCCGGCAGGAGCACUUAAGAGCGAGCAACGGCGGCGAACUGAAGAGUAAAAUGUUCUCUUCGGCACCAGGAAAUCCGCCUCCCCUUCUCCCGACGCUGCUCGGCCCGCCUCCGUGUACAAACGAGGCUGGGCGCCCAUUGAUGGAAUCUCCUCCGGCCACACCGAUGCCGCUCUUACCUUCACCAGAACAAUAUCAAAUGCAGGGGCUAUACUCGACAGUAUGUGAAGGUUCUCAUCUGAAAAGCAAGCCUCCCCCUCUGCUGUCUUUGCAACAAAAGCCGUCCUUACACAGCUCUUAUGGUGGCCCUAGUUUGCUAGGUAGCCCCCCAAUGACGCGUCUUCCCGUACGUCACCAGGGCCCAAGAGGGUCCCUCAGCAUGAGAGCUGCUCCACCCUCCCUCAAAGGUUCUCGCCCUCCACUUUUGUCGCUCCCAGGUGUCCCUCACCUUAGUGCUCCCAGGCAUUAAGCAUGCAGCAUCCAAGAAUAACUUUGUAUUUAGAGCCUGUCUUUUGUUAUGUUUUUUAAGUCUCUGUUGGGUUCAACUUUUAAAAGGCUGAGUGAAAUGAGAAAAUACAUCAAAGACAUUGAAAAAUGUUUGGUACAUUGUGGCUGGAGUGUUUUUUGCUUCUUUUUUUU
This is a messenger RNA of Syngnathus acus (greater pipefish), 1596 nucleotides long. RefSeq lists its product as uncharacterized. Lineage: Eukaryota; Metazoa; Chordata; Actinopteri; Syngnathiformes; Syngnathidae. The transcript has 10 exons. The record is from RefSeq and is a predicted model, not a curated record. The coding region runs from base 158 to 1426 and encodes 422 amino acids.